AUGGAAAACUUAGAAAAGUCCAACGUUGCCUUUAUUGGCAAAUUAGCCGAUGCUAAGAAAGAGUGGAUUUCAUCAUCGAUACCACCUAUCGAUCAUUAUAUUCUUAAAUUUGAUCAAUCCAAUUUAGUUACACUUCGUGGAAGAAUUUACGAAAAAAUGAAACAAUUUCAAUAUCAACAAAAGGGUGCCAAGGAAUGUGUUUUGCCUGAUGCAGACGAUGUCGAAGCGGAACAAAUUGCUGAGCUUAUACCUACAAAACCAGUUGUGGGCAACUUAUAUUUGGCUUGUAUUACCGAUAAUUUGGCUAAAAUUGAAAAAUUAAUUCUUUUAGAACAAGAAGAAAUAGAUGAAGUCAUUCGAAAAGCCAAUGAAAGAAGGAAAUCAUGUUUGUGUUGA
Messenger RNA from Didymodactylos carnosus, 396 nucleotides. The record is from the annotation of a GenBank genome assembly. NCBI's taxonomy places the organism in Eukaryota, Metazoa, Rotifera, Eurotatoria, Philodinida, Philodinidae.